This is a messenger RNA of Priapulus caudatus, 1947 nucleotides long. Its product is annotated as CD151 antigen-like. NCBI's taxonomy places the organism in Eukaryota, Metazoa, Priapulida, Priapulimorpha, Priapulimorphida, Priapulidae. The record is from RefSeq and is a predicted model, not a curated record. Gene Ontology annotation, cellular component: membrane. The transcript has 7 exons. The coding region runs from base 31 to 1083 and encodes 350 amino acids.
CAUAGACCCUAUGAGCGAUAGUUGUCGUGUAUGUCGUGUAGAGGCUCAGCUCGCGUGUUCUAUUGGCUAGCUGUAGUUCGUUGGCAACGAGCCCGCGCUGUCUCUUCGUGCCCGGCCGAGUGUAGCCAGCCGAACUUGCAAUUAUACUGUUUACCGAACACCCACACUGCCCUGUGUGCCGCAUUCACAGCUGCACGGUUAGCAGAGCGCAUAGAGUGGUCACCCACGGACGUCAAAGGGAACGUAAAGUUCAAGAUGACAGACCUUAGCUGUGGAGCGACGUGCUCAAAGUAUCUCUUGUUUGUGUUUAACUUCCUGUUUUUUACUGCCGGGGUGGCUGCUCUGGCGAUUGGUAUAUGGGUGUUGGUCGACAAGUCGUCGUUUUACGAUCUGACCAAGUUGACCGAUGACGUGAAUGAACUCGAUGCGCCAGGGGUACUCGAGAUCGCUGCUUAUUUAUUCAUCGUCGCCGGUGCCGUCACCCUGAUCAUCGCAUUCCUAGGCUGCUGCGGUGCGGUGACGGAAUGGCGCCCCCUGCUGGUCACGUAUGCAGUGUUCCUCGUCAUCAUUCUAGUGCUUGAGGUGGCGGCAGGUAUUACUGUGGCUGUGUUCAGGGGUAAGGUGGAUGAGAGCUUGAAGGCUUUCAUGCUAACCACUCUCAAUACUGAAUAUACUGGAGAGAGUAACCACAGGUUCACGGAUGCCUGGGAUGCAAUGCAAUACUCGUUUCAAUGCUGCGGCGUCGAUAGCGGUGCCGACUGGCAAAAGGACGCUGUGACAGCUUGGAAGAUGAAAUCGGAAUGGAAGAUUCCGCCUACUUGCUGCAAGGUUCAAGACACUUCUGCCUUAUUUGGAGAGGAGCUUGUUAAUACCCUUGAGAAGCUGUCCUGUAAAACUCUUGGCGAUUCACUAACGUCCAAUUACGACAAGGGCUGUUAUCAAGCACUCGAAAAUUGGAUUGCUGAACAUGCUACAAUAUGUAUUGGGAUUGGUAUAGGACUAGGUUUACUUCAGAUGUUUGGAAUCAUCUUUGCCUGUCUUCUGUGCAACGCGAUUGCAAAAUCUGGUUCGCAAGCCGUCUAGCAAGUUGGGUCUUCAAGAUAGAGAUAUAGCUGUGUAGCUGUGUCCAGUGCUUCACGGUGACAGUUCAUGCAAACAUUCCUGCAGGCAACACCAGCUGCACGGAAUCUCUCGACACUUGGUGCAAUAUGAUAUGUAUUACAUUGGGGAAUGCUAAACUAUGUCCUUUUAGAUAAACCACAAUGAUGUUACUCUUAUACACUCCUGUCACCAGGUGUAAUUCCAAAUUCACUAGUUGAAUCGGUAAGAGUGAAAUGCCAUGCACGAAUUUCGUUUCUAUAGACUUGCGAAUUUUGCUAUCUAGGAUUUAAAGUUUAUAUUCUCGCGUUUUCUUCCCCACGAUUAUAUUAUUGGAAUUCUGUGCUCUUUGCUCCUAUAUCCACAUCGGAAGGUUUCUACUUGAUAUCUCAUGGCCAUCACGUAGUAUGGCGUUUAUAACAUGAGGGGGUCACAGCGAGUUUUAUGUAAUGUUAGAUAGGAAUGUAGGCCCUACAUAUAUACUGUCCCUGUAGCAUUGAUCUUUCAAGUGCACCUUUGUCCAUGCACAUGUUUUGUGUUGAUCACAGUGCUUUCAUGCUGUAGUAAGCAUAUACUCUAUACCUCACAUCAGGAAUUUUGUCUAGUAAUUAAUAGAAGAUUUCCUGCUCACAAUUAACUAUUUGGCACGUAAAAAACUGCAUUGUUAGUAGUUAGUUUUAUAACAGAAAUAUAUAGCCAUGGUUGAUACAUUGACUAGUUGGAAGUUAACUCAUGUUUAAUAUGGCAAGGGUGCAAUUAAUUUUGAGCCUACUAGUUUUGUAUGAUCACAUAUCUGCAGUGAAUGUGCAUCUAUACAUCUAGGCAAUUUAAAUUUAAACAUGGUUUGUA